CCUUAACUAUGGGGGAGUUUGCCUGGCAUCAGAUGCCCAGUUCAGUGACUUCCUGGGCAGCAUGGGGCCAGCGCAGUUUGUGGGCCGCCAGACCCUGGCCACCACACCCAUGGGGGAUGUGGAGAUUGGCUUGCAGGAGCGGAAUGGUCAGCUGGAAGUGGACAUCAUCCAGGCUCGGGGACUGACAGCCAAGCCAGGCUCCAAGACACUGCCAGCGGCCUACAUCAAGGCCUACCUGCUAGAGAAUGGUGUCUGCAUUGCCAAGAAAAAGACCAAAGUUGCUCGCAAGUCACUGGACCCGCUGUAUAACCAGGUGCUGCUGUUUCCUGAGAGCCCCCAGGGCAAAGUCCUGCAGGUGAUCGUGUGGGGCAACUACGGGCGGAUGGAGCGGAAGCAGUUCAUGGGUGUGGCCCGCGUGCUGCUGGAGGAGCUGGACUUGACCACCCUGGCUGUGGGCUGGUACAAGCUCUUCCCCACCUCCUCCAUGGUGGACCCAGCCACGGGCCCCCUGCUCCGGCAGGCAUCCCAGUUGUCCCUCGAGAGCACCGUGGGGCCCUGUGGCGAGCGAUCUUAGUGGUGGGGAUGGGGAGGGGCUCCCCAAGAUGGCCUGGAGACUGCCCAGCCCUGACCUGGGACCCCAGGCCCAGGGGCACAUUGAACAGAGGAGGACGGGGCUCUCCCCCCAUAGUGGGGUAGCAGAAUGGGGAGACCUGCCCCCCUUGGGCCCCUCCUCACCC
Galeopterus variegatus (Sunda flying lemur) is the source of this 737-nucleotide messenger RNA. RefSeq names its product regulating synaptic membrane exocytosis protein 4. Gene Ontology annotation, biological process: calcium ion-regulated exocytosis of neurotransmitter; positive regulation of synaptic transmission; regulation of membrane potential. Gene Ontology annotation, molecular function: small GTPase binding; transmembrane transporter binding. NCBI's taxonomy places the organism in Eukaryota, Metazoa, Chordata, Mammalia, Dermoptera, Cynocephalidae. The annotation marks the transcript as partial. The record is from RefSeq and is a predicted model, not a curated record. Gene Ontology annotation, cellular component: presynaptic membrane; cytoskeleton of presynaptic active zone. The transcript has 4 exons.